AUGAUGACGGGUCCCGCGCGUCGCUUAGUGCGGCCGACUCUUUUCGUCUGUGAUCUCCAGGAGAAGUUCCGAGGAGCGAUCUACGAGUUCGCGAAGGUCGUUGCAACCACCCAGAAAUUGCUCAAAGCCAGCCAAGCUCUGGACAUUCCCGUCUUCGCGACUACACAGCUACGCGCCAAGCUAGGUGAAACAUGCCCGGAGCUGGGGCUAGACGGUCCCGAUGGUGUCCAGACCAAGGUCCAUGCAGACAAGAGCGCUUUCUCCAUGUGGACGCCGGAGGUCCAGAAGGCGUUCAAAGAGCUUGGUAGUGAGAAGCGAGAGUGUGUGAUUGUGGGUAUCGAAUCGCAUAUCUGUGUGACACAGACCACGUUGGACCUGCUGAGGGAGGGACACAAGGUGUAUGUCAUCGCGGAUGGCGUGUCCAGCUGUAAUCCUCAGGAGAUUCCCAUUGCUUUGGACAGGCUGAGAGCUGAGGGUGCUGUCGUUACCAGCUCGGAGAGCUUCCUGUACGAGUGCAUGGGCGACGCCGGCAUUGCCCAGUUCAAGGACAUGUCGAAGCUCGUCAAAGAGUACAGCGGGAAGACGAAGGAAGGCUUGCAGGCGUUAAGCAAGUUCUAA
Molecule: messenger RNA, 618 nt
Organism: Fulvia fulva
Lineage: Eukaryota; Fungi; Ascomycota; Dothideomycetes; Mycosphaerellales; Mycosphaerellaceae
Product: Secreted isochorismatase effector Isc1
Exons: 3
Coding region: 1-618 (205 amino acids)
Source: RefSeq, a predicted model, not a curated record